This is a messenger RNA of Phytomonas sp. Hart1, 969 nucleotides long. The record is from the annotation of a GenBank genome assembly. NCBI's taxonomy places the organism in Eukaryota, Euglenozoa, Kinetoplastea, Trypanosomatida, Trypanosomatidae.
GAGACUUGAACCACCGUCUUUAACUCAUCAGGUAAUCAGGGAUUAGGCACGUAGGUGUGUAGGGGUAAAUUAUAAUACCAAUGGCCUCUUCUGCCAUCAAUGCCUUAAUCAAGGAAUAUUUUGUUCAGCAUUAUCCAGCAGUUGCUAAAGCUUUUAAGAAGGACUCCGCGUUAAUCGAUGAGGCAAAAAGGGAACACUUAUUUAAGCAAAGCAAUCUUGAGGUACUCAUAUGUAACUCCAAUCCAAAACGAAAGCGCGAUAAUAGUGUAUCCAGCAAUUCUGGAUCGCUUCAUCGUGGUCUAAAAGAAGCUCCUUCCAAAGUGCCACAUGUAGAAUCCAAGAAAGCACCCAUGUUAGAUAGUUCUGAUUCGGAGGCGUCUGUUUCCAUAAAAGCUCCUAAGGGAGUGUCGAGAAAUGUUUCGGAGACAGAUAGGAAAUCUGUCAGCAAUACGCAACGCCAGAUGACCAACAACAACCAAGCCCACAGUGUUCCUUUAAAGGGUACGGAAGAUGGAUCUUAUCGCCGCUUUCAACGAAUAGAUCCAACUAAAGUAGAAUUUCAUGCAGAGGUUCUGCGCGAUAAUCGUCCUGGAUCUGAACAUAUGGUCUUGAAACAAAAUCAGGAGAUGAUGCGAGUAAAGGGGAAGAACUUUAACAAACUGAAGCAAAAAAACAAAGGAAAGUUCUACGGCGUAGGCGUAGAUUUUUCAGUGCGCUCCUACCAGUUUCCUGAUAGUGAUGAGGACUAAAUUACUGUCAAUAUUUUUUUUAAAUUGAAUUGGGUAGUAACUUCAAAGUGAAACUAUUAAGAAGAAUAAUUUAGGACUUCAUUUAGUAAGUAGUUUUACCAUGGAAGUCGAUGAAGUCCAUUGAAUUAAGUUUAAUCCUAUCUAGUUACGUUUAAAUAUCUUAAACCCUCUUUUAAUCCGUACAUGACAAAAAGGAAGAGCUAUAAAAAGAAGUCAUUAA